Molecule: messenger RNA, 4737 nt
Organism: Petromyzon marinus (sea lamprey)
Lineage: Eukaryota; Metazoa; Chordata; Hyperoartia; Petromyzontiformes; Petromyzontidae
Product: protein kinase C delta type-like
Biological process (GO): protein phosphorylation
Molecular function (GO): diacylglycerol-dependent serine/threonine kinase activity; ATP binding
Source: RefSeq, a predicted model, not a curated record
GCGCAUCGUGAACGAGACGCGCGACUUGCCCCCACCCUUCCUCCUCUCCCCCGCCACGCUCCGCCACCACCACCGCCACCACCGCCUGCCCGACCUGCCCGGCCUGCCCGCCACAACGCACGGCGCCCAGGUGCGAGCGGCACGACUCGGCACGCGACCAGCGCCGCACACUGAGCAGGAUGCGGCCCUACCUGCAGGUCACCCUGUGCGACUUCGACCUGGGCAGCCUGCAGAACAACGCCGGGCCCGACGUGAACCCGCGCUGUGCCGUGCAGGUCAAAGAGCUCGUGGACAAAGAGCGGAAGACGCUUCGCCAGGUUCAGUCGACGCAGUACCCGCCAUGGCAGGGCCACUUCGACACACCCGUGGGCGACUCGCACGUCCUGCACUUGCUGCUCAUCGGCAAGCCGGAGCAGGUGCUGGCUGAGGUCACGGUGCCCGUCGACGGAAUUGCCGAACGUUGCCAGAAGUCCGGCGGCAAAACCGACGUGUGGCUGGACCUGAAGCCAGCGGGGAAGUUGCUGGUGUCUCUGCGGUACAUCGACGAGAUCAAGACGGGUGCCCCCAAGGACUGGCAGGGCCCCGAAUGGCGCGGCGUGUCCAUGCUGAACCGUCGGCGUGGCGCCAUCAAGCAGGCCAAGGUGCACAUCGUGCUGGGCCACGAGUACACCGCCACCUUCUUCCGCCAGCCGACGUUCUGUUCCGUGUGCCAGAGCUUCGUGUGGGGCCUCAACAAGCAAGGCUACCAGUGUCGCCAGUGCAACGCGGUCAUCCACAAGCGCUGCAUCGACAAGGUCCUGGCGCAGUGCACGGGCAGCGCGGCCGACAGCCGCGACACGGCGCUUCAGAAGGAGCGCUUCAAGAUCGACAUGCCACACAGGUUCCGCACCAACAACUACAAGAGCCCCACGUUCUGCGACCACUGUGGGACUCUGCUCUGGGGCCUGGUGAAGCAGGGACUGAAGUGUGAUGCGUGCGAGAUGAACGUUCACCACCGCUGCAAGGGGAAGGUUGCCAACCUGUGCGGUGUAAACCAGAAGCUGAUGGCCGAGGCGCUGGCACACAUUGACACGACCCAGCAGACGAUGAAGAUGCAGAAGGGAGGUUUUUCCGAAUUCCAUAAUUUUGAGAACAUGAUCCCCAACUUGCAGAAGGCCAUGCAAGCGCAGGAGCAAGCCAGAGAAGACGCUGGCGGCGAUGACUCUUCGUACAACAUCACCUGCCCCAAGAGCCCCGACGAGUCACCGACGAGCCCCAUCCCUCCCACCUCGCCCGGUCUGCUCUCCCCCACGCAGCCCGGACGUGCCUCCUCGGGCCAGGCUCCUCCCAAGCCCAUCAAGCUAGGCCUCAGUGACUUCAUCUUCCACAAAGUGCUCGGGAAGGGCAGCUUUGGAAAGGUCUUCCUGGCCGAGCUGAAAUCUCGCCCGAGGAACUUCUUUGCCAUCAAGGCCCUGAAGAAGGACGUGGUGAUCAUGUCGGACGACGUGGAGUGCACCCUCGUGGAGAAGCGCAUCCUCUCCCUCGCCUGGGGCCACCCCUACCUGGCACACCUCUACAGCACCUUCCAGACCAAGGAGCACCUCAUGUUUGUGAUGGAGUAUCUGAACGGGGGCGACCUCAUGUUUCACAUCCAGGUCAAGGGUCGCUUCGAGAUCGACCGAGCAACGUUCUAUGCAGCCGAGAUCGUGAGCGGACUCCAGUUCCUGCAUGACCAGGGAAUCAUUUACAGGGACCUGAAGCUGGACAACAUCCUUCUGGACAAGGACGGCCACGUCAAGAUUGCCGACUUCGGCAUGUGCAAGGAGAACAUCGUGGGUGAUGUUCGUGCCGGCACCUUCUGCGGCACCCCAGACUACAUCGCCCCAGAGAUCGUGAUUGGACAGAAAUACAACUGCUCCGUGGACUGGUGGUCGUUCGGGGUCCUCCUCUACGAGAUGCUCAUCGGGCAGAGUCCAUUCCGUGGUGACGACGAGGAGGAACUGUUCGAGAGCAUCCGCACCAGCGUGCCCUACUACCCACGAUGGAUCACCAAGGACUCGCGCGACAUCCUGCCCCUGCUGCUGGAGCGAGAACCUAUGAAGAGACUCGGCGUCACUGGGGAGAUCCGGCAGCACCCGUUCUUCCGCACCAUCAACUGGGAAGCGCUGGAGAAGCGGGAGCUGGAGCCGCCCUUCAAGCCGCGCGUGAGCUCCCCCGGGGACUGGAGCAACUUUGACAAAGAGUUCCUGCAGGAGAAGCCUCGGCUGUCGCGUGGAGACCGCAACCUCAUCGACUCGAUGGACCAGGACACCUUCUCCGGCUUCUCCUUCGUGAGCCACGAGCUCAAGACCGUGCUGCGGUAAAACCGUGGCGGUGCGCUCGGCCACAUCGCUUCAAUUAAUACAGACGACAAGUGGGGUGCGCACCAGCAACUUGACGACAAAUAAUCCCAAGCGCGCUCGUCCCCCGUUCGGCCUCGUGUCGAGAGAUUCCUCCUCUCCCUCCUCCUCUCCCUCCUCCUCCUCCUCCUCAUCCGUCAAACUUUAAGCUUCAUCACCGCGGGCGUCUUCAGCUCUCGAGCUCUUGUUUCGUUUUGAUUGGGGGACCGCGAAGCGUUGACUUUUCCCGCAUCUCGUCCUGAAGGUUCCCGCCCUGGCAGCUUGGACGCUAAAACCGCCUCGUAACUGAGAGGGAAUUGCGCGUCGACUCGCCCCGGUGAGAGAGCUGAAGCGGCGACGAUGACGGUGACCGUCACGGCGUUCGCCCCGCCCCCGCUGCCGCCUCCACCGUACGGGCAACGAGAGGGUCUUUGAUGACUGAAAUAAUUUUCCGGCCCGGCCAGAAUUACUGCCGCAUGGCUUUGACACGAAAAUUAAAUUAAUGAUGAACCGCUAAUCCUGGCCGCGGAGAAGCCAGGCCGCAAUUGCGUGCUAAGUUGUUUUGUUCUUCUCGUUGAACCGGGCGAGAGCGCGGGAGGCAGAGAGAGAGACAGGAAGCGGUGGCUUGGGUGGGUCACCCCUAAAAUCACGAAUGGGUUUGAAGAAAAGCAACAAUACAGCCAGAAAGAUAAACAAAUGGGAGCAGAGCGACCACGUCACUGGAAGUCAAAAGCGCCGCGCAAAGUGACCGGAGCUUACGUGAGGCGAAUAGAAAUCUGCGUUACGGGAGAAGUCGAAAACACUUGCACAAAGCUCGUAUUGACGAAACGCAAUGGUGAAAUGGUGCGGGAUAGUCGCAGUGAGUCAGCGGCGUGGCAAAAGCUUGGGAUGGGAAAUGCCCAACACUGCCCAAAGCAGAAAAUCCAACGGCGGCGGUUUGCAUGCUGAAUUCGGACUAUAAGUUACCGACGUAAUGUUACGGGUUUUUUUUUUUACACCGCUCGCCUCUGAGAAUUCCAAAUGCCUCUCUGCCUCACGAUGCCGAUAGCACAAACUGAACGCGAGUUGGGAGAGGAUUUACACGAGAACCAGUGAGACGCUUUUCCUGGCCGCGUGCAAAUGUUCCAAAUGACUCGGGACCGGCCACUUGACUGCGGAGAAAUAAAACCGUAUCGGAGCAACGGGCCACGUUGCCGGGGUGCAAUGUCGGGUUUAGCAACUCGCGAGUUUAAGCGGAGAUGCUGAAGUGCGACGCGUUGAUGGGUUGCGGCUGAUUCGGCAGCAAAUGCGCAAAAAAACACUCCGUGUUCUCUCACUUCACGAGGCUUUGCUCCACGCACGUCAAUUGAUCGCGACGUCAGCGGCGAGGCGCCGCAUCACCCGGAGCGGGCAUGAGGCGACUGCGAAGGGGGGGGUGUCUCGGGAGUAGUUCUGCGGCGCACGCUUCCGGAGGCCAAUUCUUCAUUCGCCAGAGGAGGGGCGGGGUGGGGGGGGUUGACGCCACACCGCUUCCCGUGCGAGUCACGAGCGAGGUGGUCAGCGUCUCGCGGGGACGGCGGCAGCGUCGACGGCACAGCCGGAGGUCGGAGCGACUGGAAAAACGAGGAAUGGCCUCGCGCGUGCGCGCAUGCUUGUGCGUGUGUGCAUGUGCGCACGCGGGUGGCUAUUUUAGUUAACGCUCGCUUGACUUGCGUGCAGUAUUUUCAAGUAGGGGCUGUUAACUGUAUAUAUAAAACCAUAUAUAUAGUUUUAUAUAUAUACUUAUGCAGAAAGUUACAUGUAUCGUUAUAUAUAGUUCUAAUAACUAUAUAACGGUCGCCUUCCACAGCGGUGGAAUCCCGAGGGGGCGAUCUAAUGACGUUUAACUGGCGACGGCGCUCUGUGUGUCACAAAACACCGCGCGGCCUUCGGAGUAGCGAACAUUGUCCUACAGGUGGCGCGUCGCGGGCAAUAGUCCCCCUCCGUAGUGCGCGCAGACGGAAUCGUUGUGGGAACGGGCCUUGUUUGCGGAUCGUGCCGUCAGCCUGCUUCAAAGGAUGGCCCUAACGCGCGAGGCGCACACCUAGAAUCCGUGUCGAGGAGCUGCGGUUCGGCCCGAACAAAAUCGGCGGCACGCUUUGGAAUGCGCCCUCACCACCGGUCCCGUGGACCGCCCCCAGUCUCACUCAAGAGGCCCUUGGGCUCCUGCCCAGGGCACUGGCACCGACCUUGUGCUCACGAAGACAACACUUCCCAUGAUGCAAAGUGCUGGCGACAUUUUCGAAUUUUACUUUUUAACAUAAAUACCUUUAUUUUGUAGGAAUGCUUUUUGUUUUUUUUUGCAGGAUGUGUCUGGUACUUAGGGGCCGUCCAUAAAUGACUUCACGCGAUUUUGGACGAU